AUGGGCAACGAGCACUCGAAGCCGCGCCUACGGCGGCGCUCUACGGUCGGCAGCAACGAGCACCAGGGCAAGCAGGCACGGCACCGGCAAAGGCGUCAACAGCACCGCGAAAGCGGUGCCCUGUUAGAGGAGGGCUGGGUCAUCUUGGACAACGGCGGCAAAGGCCUCAACGACGGCAACGACAGCGUCAUCAUCAGCGUGGCCGCCCUGGAGCCUCUCGGUGGCGAUGGCAGUGGUGCCGAGGAGAGCGAAGAGCACCGAGCCGAGCCGAGCCCGAACAAGGAGAAAGGAAAAGAAAAGGAGAAGGCCAAGGAGAAUCGACGUUCUGGCGAUGAAGGAGACGCCGGCGGUGUGGGACACAACGAUGGCGACGACUUCAUCGCUGUGGGAGGUGACGAUGUGGGAAGCAACAGCGCGGCGGAGAGGAAGGCCAAGGAGCGGAAGGAGGGAGCCAAGGCGAAGAAAGGACACAAGAAAGGCAAGAAGAAAGAGCACAAAGAGCACAGAAAGGAAAAGAAGAGCAAGAAGGUGGUCACCACGACGCCGAGAGCGAGUCGCGAUGUCGCCGCGGCAGAUAUCAUGCCGGACCACCGCGGUGGCGUUGAGGGCGAGGUGCACAGAGAGUACGACGACCUCCCAGAGCUCGUGGCAGAGUUCGACGACAACGAUGCCGACCGGCUUGGCGACGCUGCAGCGGUGUCUAUUGAAGAGGAGAAGAAAGAAGAGCAGAAGAAGAAGAAGAAGAAGAAGGAAAAAGAAAAGGAGAAGGAACACGAUGAGUUCGACAUCGUGAGCGAAGAGGAAAAGAGGAGCGAAGAAGAGAAGGAGUCUGCAGGCUUGGAGCUACUCGUGCCCUCUCCUCUCGCGCCCGGCCAGCACGAUCCCCUCGCGGCCACCGACGAAGACGACGAGCUAAAGAAGGGAGCCGAGAACAUGGACGAAUCCUUCAUCGAACGCUACCUCGCUCAACUCGUCGAGCCGAGCCCGGACCGAGCCGCGAAGGAGGAACAGAAGGAGGAACGCGCCUGCCUCUCCUGUGACCGACACUUUCCCGCUUCUUCUCCGGCGUUCUAUCCGCUGGCGAAUUGUGUGCAUGCCUACUGUAUAGAUUGCCUCUACAAUCACCUCGAGCAGCAGUUGAUUCGCAUGGAGGCGGAGAGGGACGACGAGCCGUGCGUCGGAAAGGCCAAGGAGCUCGAGGCCGACGUCGUCUCCGACGAUUGGAUGGAUCGCGCCUUCUUCCGGUUCGUCUGUCCGCACCCGACGUGCGGGGCCACGGUCUCGAUCGACGAUCUCAAGGCCGGCUUCGACGUGUUCGGCAGCCUGCUCGCCAAGGAGCUGGAGGAGAACGGAUGCGCCGUCGACAAGAAUCCCGCUUGGAAUGGCGACGAAGUCCAGCUCUUGGGGGAGAAGGAGAAGCACCUGCUGGAGCAGGAGUCGCUGCAAAGAGAUGUGGGCGAAGCGGUGGGCGACCACCACGAGCUGAUGUUCGAAGUCGACCUGGCGCUGGAUGACGAUGGAGUGCGGCAGCAUCAGCACCGAGAGAACGAGGAGCGCGAAGACGCCGCGCGACACCCCGAGGGAGCAGGGCAACUGAAGAAGAACGAAAACGAAACCGAGGCCGCGGCACCGUCGAGCAACAAGCUGUCCAACUCGAUGAAGCUGUUCUUGGAGAGCAACGAGGGCUACGUGCUGUGUCCCAACGAGAGCUGCGGGAUGAUCUUCGAGCACCUGCCGCCGACGGCCGAGGAGAAGGCCUACAUGAAGAAGCAGCAACCGGUUGACGACGACGGCGAACCGAUCCAGGGCGAUGCGCUGGAACACUACUUCGACAAGCGAUUCCGCUGCCGCGACUGCAGCACCGUCUUCUGCUCGGCGUGCAAUCUCGUUCCCUACCACCUGGGCUUCACCUGCGCCGACUACAAGAACUACCUCGUCGCCCAGCAUUGCUUUGUGUGCAACAAAGUGCUGCGUGGUGAUAUCACGCCGUACCUGCCCGAGGACUUUGUCGUGCGCGACGGCGACGGCGACGGGAAAGCCGAACAGCCAAGCGGUGGCGAGCUGGCUGCAGACGACAUCGACAAGGGCAAGGAGAAAGCCGACGGGCACUCCGACGAAGCCGAGAUGGAGCCCUUUCAGCCGGUCUUUCGCGCGUUUGAGAAGGAGCUGCCCGAGCCCAACCAGGUGCCGGGCGUCUUCUUCUGGAAGAGACGACGGCUGCUCAAGGAGCGCCAGCAGCUCGAACGCGAGAAGCGCGAGCACGAGCGGAACGAAGCGGCGCGCGUCGCCGUCCAGAUGAUGGAGUACGAGACCCAGCGCAGGCAGGUGCAAGACCGACGCCUCGCCGAGCGCAAGCUACGCGAGGAACAACAGGCGCAGGAGCGCGAGGAGGCGCGCAAGCGCAAGCGGGCCGAGCUGGUUCAGCGCCUGCGCGACGGGAAGGAGGCCAACAUCACCACCAUGUACGUGUGCGAUCGGGCCGAGUGCAAGAAGGAGGUCGAGAAGAAGUGCCUCUGGAAGCACACGGAGUGCGGACACGCCUGUUGCGGCGUCUACAACGAGCAGACAUGCCUGCGCUGCCUCGAUCCAGCCUGUGCUGGCGAUGGGCAAACCAAGGAUGACUAUUGCAACAUUUGUUGGGUGGAGGACCUUGGUUCCAAGCCAAGCAUUGCACUCGAGACAUGUGGGCACGUCUUCCAUCUCGACUGUCUGUUGAAGAAGCUCGAAGCGGGCUGGCCCACGGCGGUGAUCUCCUUUUCCUUCCUCGACUGCCCGCUGUGCAACGAACGACUGUCGCACCCGCUCCUUGCGCCGCACCUCAAGCCGUUCCUCGAGCUGGAGGAGUAUCUCACCAAGAUGGCCGUCGAGCGGCUGGACAUGGAGGGCAUGAAGAAUGAUCCCGGAGCGAAGGAGAAUCCGGCCAAGUACGCCGUCGAUACCUUCGCCUUUUACCUGUGCUAUCAGUGCAAGGCGCCCUACUUUGGUGGCAAGAAGGAAUGUGGAAGAAUGUUGGGUGACGGCGGAGGCGAAGGGGAAGGCGGACCGGCGCCCGCGUUCAAUCCAAAGGAGCUCAUCUGCGGGGCCUGCAGCAACACGCUGGGCCAAGCCGAUUGUCGCGUGCACGGGGAUGCCUACAUGGAGUGGAAGUGCCGCUUUUGCUGCUCGCUGGCUACCUACUUCUGCGGUGGCAAGGCCCGCUUCUGCACGCCCUGUCACGAUCGCCCGGCUGAGCGGGUUGAGUUUGCCAACUGGAAAACGCUGGACACGUUCAAGGCGCCCGCGUGCGGUGGGGCCGCCUCGUGCCCUCUACACGUCGACCACCCGCCCAACGGUACUGAGGAGUUUUGCUUGGGGUGCUCCAUGUGCAAGGCCUCUGGCUUCCGCUUCAAUGCCACCACUGCCAGUACCGUGUAG
Molecule: messenger RNA, 3414 nt
Organism: Acanthamoeba castellanii str. Neff
Lineage: Eukaryota; Discosea; Longamoebia; Acanthamoebidae
Product: MYC binding protein 2, putative
Exons: 11
Coding region: 1-3414 (1137 amino acids)
Cellular component (GO): nucleus
Molecular function (GO): zinc ion binding
Source: RefSeq, a predicted model, not a curated record